GCAGCCUUCUGUCAGAUCAAGCUCCUGCUCCGUUUUUAAUAUUUUUUUUCCUGAAUUUUGGAUCCGGGGGUGCUGGAGCUGGAUGGAUUCCUCCUUUGCUGGGUAGAAGUUGUCCCAGUUGAUCGGACGGACUGGGAUCUGAGCGCUUCAGGAUUGUUUUUAUUGUGAUGCGACAGGAGCGAACCUGUGGAUCAGUGGGUGAACUGAGCCGCAGGGAGGUUCAUGUCUGAGGUUUCUGCUUCCUUUGAUAUCCUCGCACCAUGCCUGAGGGGUCGCGGCGCGGCAGCCAGAGAUCGCCCAGUAACUCAGCCACCAAGCGUCCCUCCUCAGUCUCGUCUCUGAGUGGGAUUGUAGGUAGGAUGAUGUCAGCUGGCGAGCGAGCAGCAUCUUCGUCCUCCUGCACGUCUGUCAACACCUUUUGUUCAGACAACGAGCGUCCCGUCUCCCUCUCCUCCUCCACCUCCUCGGUCUCUCUGCAGGAUGCGUCCCACUCCUCUUCUUCUUCCUCCUCCUCCUCCUCACUUCCAUAUGGUGCGGUACCAGCCUACAACGCCUCUUUAUCAUCGUCAUCAUCCUCCACUCCAAAACGCAACGGCUCUGACAUCAGCCUGGACCUCACACCACUAGUAACUCUGCACACUGUAGCGCCUCCGACGGGUGGAGGAGGGGUUCCCAAGAUGACGGCAACAUGCCCCGCCCCUAAUGGACAUAUAACCAAUCCGGUUGCAGCGAUGUUGGCAGGGGCCAUACCCAGGCAGCUUUCAAGGCUGGAGAGAGUUAUUCUGGAGAUCGUGGAGACGGAGCAGACCUACGUCAGAGAUUUAAAAAGCAUCGUGGAGGACUACCUGGGCUGCAUCAUCGACUGCGGCGCCCUGCCACUGAAACCAGAGCAGGUCAGCACGCUGUUCUGCAACAUCGAGGACAUCUACGAGUUCAACAGUCAGACGUAUGAAGAGAGACAGGUCCGUCCUGCGGGACCUGAAGCGUCCUUACGGGACGCCGUGAUGGAGAACCGACCGAUCGACAGAGACAGCGACUGUCAGCUGUGA
Molecule: messenger RNA, 1049 nt
Organism: Cyprinodon variegatus (sheepshead minnow)
Lineage: Eukaryota; Metazoa; Chordata; Actinopteri; Cyprinodontiformes; Cyprinodontidae
Product: putative protein TPRXL
Exons: 5
Coding region: 261-1049 (262 amino acids)
Molecular function (GO): guanyl-nucleotide exchange factor activity
Source: RefSeq, a predicted model, not a curated record